AUAGGGUAAGGGUCCAGUUUCACGCAGCCUUAUGGUACGGAGUAAUAAGGCACUUUUCAUCUGUAGUAUUUUGCUUGCAAGUUGAUGAUAAGAAAGUUGUGCAACAUGUAAUACUUUGGUAUAUAUUUACAGGAAAGUGUAAUAACAUCAUCAUAGAAAAGGCAUAAGAAAUAAUCUGCGCCAACAGAGAUCAGGGGCAGAACAGUCAAUAGGGAAAUAUAGUGAUCGGGUUGAGGCCUGGGGACAAAGCUCCAAGAUAACUCUUCUGCCCAAAAUUUUUUAUUCUCACUGAAAAAAGUACAAAGCAACAAACUAGAACUGAAACAUGUCAGGAAAGAUUCUUCCAUUGUCUGAGUCUGUGCGCUCAAAGCUGCGUUCGGGCAUCACAAUCACCUCUGUUGCCCAGUGUGUGGAAGAAAUGGUACUGAACAGCAUUGAUGCCAGUGCCACGUGCAUUGCCAUUCGAAUUGAUCCAGCCAUUUUUCGCAUCCAAGUUGUAGACAAUGGUGAUGGUGUCACAGAAGAGAAUCUAAAGUUGUUAGGUAAAAGACAUGCCACAAGCAAAUGCCAUAGCUUGGACGAUCUUAAUUCCAACUUGGGGCAUUAUGGCUUCCGAGGAGAGGCCAUGGCCAGUCUAGUGGAAGUGGCUGCCAUUGUGGACAUCACCACACGACCACGGGGAUCAGUGCAAACCUUGACCAAGAUUUUUGCCUAUGGCAAAGAGAAGUCCAUUAGUGUUGCUAAAGUACCCAGGCCAAGUAUUGGAACCACAAUAACUGUCCAAGAUUUUAUGUACAACAUGCCUGUCCGCCGAAAGUUGAUGAAGGAGGCAAUUGACAUUGAGAACAUAAGAGUACGAUUGGAAAGCUUUGCCCUCAUUCACCCAAAAAUAUCACUUAGUCUAAGAAAUGACAAUGGCCAGUCGAAGGUGAUGCACACUAAUAAAUCAAACUCUACUUUGUCAACUUUCAUGCAGCUGUUCGGUUUGGAGAAGUCACAGGGUCUAGUAGAGGUUGAACAUACUGUUGAUCAGUUUACAGUAACAGGUUACAUCAGUGUCCAGCCACACCUGACCAAGGCCCUGCAGUUUAUAUAUGUGAAUAAGAGAGUUGUGCUGAAAACAAAAAUACACAAGAUGAUGAACUAUCUUUUGGCACGCACAUCAAUCAUAAGCAAUAGACUCCACCCAGCAACACCUCUCCAAGGAAAAUCUCCUUCUAGCCCACCAAAGGGUUUGAAAUUGCAUGGCAUAUACGUAAUCAAUAUUGAGUGCCCACCAAAAGAGUAUGACAUAUGCAUGGAUCCCACAAAGACUCUUGUAGAAUUCAGGGAUUGGGACAAGCUUCUUCUCUGCAUAGAAGAAAUGGUUAUUAAGUUUGCUGAGGAGGAGAGAUUGGCCAUAUCUCUUGACGAGCGAUUCAGAAGGUCAGGGCGGGACCAGGGAAUGAUUGAGGAGGAGAGUCAGGCUGAGCCUCAUAGCAGCCAAGCUCUGUUACAGGUAUUUAGUCUCAAAAGAUCAGGAGAAAAUAGUAAAUGGAAAGGAGAGCCUCAGGAGAAAUAUGGUAGAACACUCUGUACUUAUGAUAACUUGUCUGCAGUUCACAGUAUCCCGGUCAGAAGAAAAAAUAAUGAGAAGAAGAACGCUCAGAGAUAUAAUGAGAUAGAUUCGGGUGAUGAUGAUGAAACUGUACUGAGAGCUGUUGAAAGUAAAGAGAUAGAUGAUGAAAGUUGUCAUCCAUCAGAAGUAUGUCUAAGUAAAGAAACUGAUGAUCUUAAUUCAGAAAGAACAAGUGAAAUUUGUGAUAACAAUUCUCCUCCAAGUUCCAUCUCAAAGCAAAACUUAUCACCAAGAAUACUAAGUACAAGAAGUCCAGAGAAAAUUCAAGAAGCCAAAAAUAAAGUCCGCAGUUCUUUAGAUAUGUUUAGGAGAAUGGUUACUCAAAGUGACAGUGACACAACCAGUCCACAUCCUUCUUGUGAAGAUCAGUCUGUGAGUAAGGCAACUGUGUUAAGAGAAACAGGAAGGUCAAAUAGUGAAACACACGAUGAAGCAAACAAUAAAGACAGCAACAAAAAGCGUAGCUCUUUAGAGGAAUUUAAAAGUUUUUAUACUGAAGAUCUGAAAAAAUGUAAACAGGAAUCAUAUGAAACUCCCCAGGAACUAAUCAGAAGCCCUCCCAGGGAGCCACCACCUCUUAGAGUAGCACCAUCCCCUCCUACUUCUACAGAAGAUACAUCACAAGAUACAUCACAAGAAGUUAGCAUGGAUCCAAUAAUAAAAAAUUUGGGAGGAGAUGAAGAGCAAAAAGAGAAAAAAUCUCUCAGCAAAACCCUCAGUGAAGGAUGGAAGAAGCAUCAAGCAAAAGCUAAAUCCUUAAAAUGUCUUCAGAAAUUUGAAUUCCAAAGGAAAUCAUCUAAUCAGUCCAUAUGCAUCAACAAGAGUACAAGUCAUGAAGUGGCACAGAGAGGUAAGAAAAGUCCCAAAGCAGAUUUCAGCAACACUGAACCCAAGACCAGGUAUCAGACCAGGAAGUCCUUACAUCAGAAAAUGAAAGAUUCAGUCACAGUCCAAACGUCAGAUAGUGAAUCUGAUAAUGAUGCCAAUGGAAAAGCUCUUCACAAGGAAUCCAGAAAAUAUGUGGAUCUAGACUGCAGCUUCAAAUUCCAGCCAGUACUAGAGUCAGAAAUCAAGGAGGCUAAGUUUCCCAAAAAUGCAGAGAUUCUAGAUGAUACAGUUAGCCAGACUAGACUAGAGAGAAGCUUGGGUUCUAGAAUAGUCACAUUAUCUAAAGAGCCUGAAGAGAUAUCUACACAAGAUGCAGUGGAAAAUGAUUAUAACAAGUGCAGUGAAAUAGGUGAUGACAGAGAGGAGAUCCAGAGAUUUAUUCCAGAUGAAAACUGCGUGGAAAACAAUAAAAAUCAUGAAGUCCAUGAACCUUUGAUAUCACAAACAAAUGAUAUAGAAGCAUUUACAACCGGUAAUAAGCCCGAAUUUGGUCACCAAGCAUUAAACGAAUCUGAAGAGAUGAAAAAGAAAAUAUUCCAGACAGUUUCUGAACAGGGAGAGAUGUUUUCAAUAACUCAUACUGCAAAGAAGAAUUUGGAUUACUACUGUAAAGAAAUAUCCCCAACACAACCUUUUGUCAUUGAAGGUAUCUCCAGUGGAAAAAAAUAUGAGACUGGCAGUACACAGCAAGUUAUCACAGGCCAAAGUUCAAACAAAGUUCAAGAUGAUGCUAAAGAAAGCAGUGCAUUUUUGUCUGAUUUUAUUGAUAAGGAUGCUGUGGACUCUGUAGUCAAAUGUAAUUUAAGAGGUAAUGACCUAGAUGUAGCUGAUGCCCCAAAGAAUGUUGAACAGUUAAAGGUGUGUAAUUUGGAAAAUGUUAAUGAUGUUAAUAUGAAGUAUGUUGGAGAACAUCAAACCAUUUGCAACUCAAUAGGUGCUUACAACAUACAAGAGCAUUGUGAAACCUUACCUCUUUCUAAAAACAAUUAUCCAAAUACUGAAGUAAACUUCAGACUUUGUGAAUCAACAUCACAGCUUAGCAGUGCUGAAGAUGCUGGUACAGAAAGCCAUAUAUGUAAUGAAAAUGUUGCAGGUAUCAGAAGUAGUGAUGAGUAUGGUCAAAUGGAGAUGAAGAGCCACAAUAAACAUAUCCAGUCACCUCCUCUCAUUUCAUCAGAUAACCCUGGCUCGCAGAAUCCCCUGUCUGCAUCUCUCCAUUUUUCAGAGCUCUCCAUACCUAGCACCAGAGAUUCUCCAUCAAUUUCUCAGUGUGCAUCAUCACUUGCUGAUACUUGUAAUGCUAAAACUCUUUUUGGCUCUAGUGUUCCAAGCCUUAGCAGUGACAGUUCAUGCGUGACAGAGAAAUCAGAAAGUACAAAAAGCAAAUUUCCUUCUUAUAACAUAGUUUUCCAUGGCAAAAUGAUACAUAUUGAUGGUAAAAAUCAAUCAGCAGUACCUACAGAUCAAGGAGUUUGUCAUACAGUAAGUCGAGAAACAUCACCCAAGCAGCUGGAGCAAAAUAAUUCAAGUUUAGAAUCAGAAAACUUGCUCAAAAAAACAUCUGGAAAAGAGAAAGAUGAUUUAGAAGAAUCUGAUGUUCCUAGUAGGAGCUCAAGUGAUACAGAGUUACAGAAUUCAGAGGAUAGGGUUUGUAACAAAGAGGCAACAAGCAAAAAUAAUCCAGCAUAUUUGCAGGAGGACAGUAGUUAUGACAUGACACACAGCUCUAAAGCUAACUGCAUAACAGAACAUGAUCCAAACCAGUCGACAAGUAAUUAUCUCAGAAAUUUGUGGAAGGAAGCAACUGAUGACAGUGGAAGGAAAGUCUACAUAAACCUCCAGACAGGAAACACUUCUUAUGAAGCUCCAGUUAUUAAGGAGAUGCCAGAAUGGACGAGCAGCCAGCCACAAGGGGCCCCAGUUCUCAAGAUCCCUUUAUCUGAAGAACCUGAAGCUGAAGGAAGCCACCAGAAACAAGAUUUUGUCCUCACACAUGGAUAUAGUGCCUUCAUGUCAUGGAAAAAGAGAAGGGAAAUGGAGAAGAAGAAAGUACUGGAAAAGUCAGAGAUUAAUGUGUCAGGCAUUGCUUAUGAUAACAGCAGAGAUACAAAGCAGGAUCAGUUUAGGCAAGAGGCCAUCAGCAAAGAAGGAGAAGAAUGUGAGUCCCUAAUAUCUUCAGGAAUGAAGGAAGCUAUACAGUCCAUAUUGCAGGACUCUGAAAUGGAUGACGAUUCCAUUAAGUGGUCCGAGAAACCAUCAAAUUUAGGCAGUAUUGAGGAAGACUCAUCAGAAGUGGCCCAAAUCUGUCAAGAAUGGGAGCCACCAACAUUCGCCAUGGAUGCAGAUAUACUGAGUUCAAAAGUUCAGGGAACAGGAAGUGAACGAGGAGUGAAUAAGGACUCAUCUGUAAAGAUAUAUAACAUUGUCCAUCCAUACAAGUUCUCUCAAGAAAUGCUUCAGACCUGCAAGGUAUUAGGCCAGCUGGACAAGAAGUUCAUAGCCUGUGAAAUUACUUACACUUCUUCUGAUCCAACUCUACACAAAGUGAAUGAAAUUAUAGUACUUUUUGACCAACACGCAGUCCACGAGAGAGUGCGUCUUGAGACCCUCACUGAAGAGAACUAUGAAUCCCUAGAAAAUGGAGAGCGUGUAAUUCGCACUUGUAUGAUUACACCACCCUUGGAAAUGACCCUGCCUGAGAGUGAAGUUAGGCUGAUGAUGGCAUACACAAGAACAUUCAUACAGUGGGGCCUUCAUUUCACACAGGUCAGUGCAUCACAGGUGAAUUUCCACGCUAUACCAAGUAUUCUGGUUGCACGGGAACGACAUGAGCUUCGUCAGCGUCGCUGCCAGUCAGCGACAGCCAUUAUUGAGAGCAUUGUGCGAGAUGUUUGUUACACCCUGCACCAGACAGGUGGUGUUGUCUCAACAAUGCCAAAACCCUUAAUGAAUGUUCUUUGCAGUCAGGCUUGCAGAGGAGCUAUCAAGUUUGGAGAUGAAUUGAGUUAUAACGAGUGUGAAAAUCUAGUGAAAUCACUGUCCUCAUGUGCACUGCCCUUCCAAUGUGCCCAUGGACGUCCCUCAAUAGUCCCUGUGGUUAAUCUGACGCACCUUGCAAAGGGAAAUAAAAGAGAAAGAAAACCCAACUUGCACAAGCUGAGAGAAGCUAUUGAGGAGGAAAUGUUAGGUGAAGAGAACAUGGACUAGUUGAUUUGAAAAUGAAAAAUCUUCCAUGCACUUAAUGGAAUGGGGUUUGUUUGUGUGGAAAUGAGGACAUUUUCUACAAUGUAAUCCUUAAAUUUGUAUGUUUGUCUUGACAUUUUAUUUGUAAAAGUAGGUCAGUGUAAUCCAAAACAAGUUUCAAAGAUACAAAUUUGGUACAUAUACAUUUUGAGGUUGAGUAGGAUUCAAGUUAUUUAUAUAUAAGACUAUCUUGCUAGGUAACAGAAAUCUUUUCUUUUCUGUGCAAGUGCCUUACUGGAAGAAUAGGUUGUGAUAUUUAUUUUAAAUUAAGUUUGGUUAAAUAGAUUUUGAGAAGUAGCUUUUCAAAAUGUAUAUAUUUUAAUAUACUAUAAACUUUGUUAUAUGUUGUUAUCCAAGAAGAUCCCUUUAAAAGGAACUUCUUCUU
This is a messenger RNA of Penaeus chinensis, 6134 nucleotides long. Its product is annotated as DNA mismatch repair protein Mlh3-like. Lineage: Eukaryota; Metazoa; Arthropoda; Malacostraca; Decapoda; Penaeidae. Gene Ontology annotation, molecular function: ATP binding; ATP-dependent DNA damage sensor activity; ATP hydrolysis activity. Gene Ontology annotation, biological process: mismatch repair. The coding region runs from base 326 to 5713 and encodes 1795 amino acids. The transcript is spliced from 8 exons. Gene Ontology annotation, cellular component: mismatch repair complex. The record is from RefSeq and is a predicted model, not a curated record.